Caenorhabditis briggsae is the source of this 3399-nucleotide messenger RNA. It is a transcript of the gene Cbr-acy-2, whose product is annotated as Protein CBR-ACY-2. The transcript is spliced from 16 exons. NCBI's taxonomy places the organism in Eukaryota, Metazoa, Nematoda, Chromadorea, Rhabditida, Rhabditidae. The record is from RefSeq and is a predicted model, not a curated record. Gene Ontology annotation, molecular function: adenylate cyclase activity. Bases 1 to 3399 code for a protein of 1132 amino acids. Gene Ontology annotation, biological process: cAMP biosynthetic process; adenylate cyclase-activating G protein-coupled receptor signaling pathway; intracellular signal transduction.
AUGCUGAAAACUACUCAUGGUCUCCGAAAACGGAGCACAAUGAAACGGAGCAGAGGGAGAAAAAAGAGACGCGGAAUGUCGGCAAUAAUGGAGAUGUCGACAACGCGGGCCGAAAUCCGUUCUGUACUGGUAAAACAUUGGCGUUCACUAGACAAAGCACGUCUUCAUACAAUUCAUCUUUGGCUUUUGCUCUAUGCUGCUGCUCAGAUAUUCAUCGAAUACUAUUUCUCUGAAGUUUACUCAGUUUUGAUGUUGGAAUCAGAUCGACCGCAAUCCAAAGAAAAUCAUGAGAGGGUGAAAAAGUGGUCUCCAUUUUGUUUCUAUGCAUCCAUAUUCUUCGUUGCAUAUCUCAUCUUAACAUGUUUUGCAAUUCGUAUACGACAGCCAAAGGAUGGUGUCGGUAUAGUGCUUAUAUCACUUUCAUUGGUGUUUUUAUUACCUGCCUUUUCUUGGAUUCUUCAUCUCCCUGUUGUUAUUUUUGUGAGUCGCGAACGAAUUCACACCAACGAACACGACCAUUCAGCACUUUAUACAAGUCUAUGCAUAUCUUCAGGUCUCCUUUUCCACUUUGUCCCAAAAUGUCCAAAAAACCAUCUUACAGUAGUCCAAUUCUUCAUUCUUCCUCGUCACCGUCGAGUCUUUUUUGUGGUUUCCAUUAUAUGGAUCGUAGCCAAUUUCUUCUUGAUUGUCGUAAUCAACUGGGACGCUCUCAAUGCCAACACUCUUUUCAUAUGCUCGUGCGUCUCUCUGCUUCUUCACCAAGGAGUCAUUGCGUUUGUGGGAGUUAUAGCAGAUUCCAACGAAGCAGGGAACCGUUCAGAGAUUGCGAAAAAGUUAACUGAAGCUGUCUACAGAAGAACUGAGUUGGAGACGUUGAAGGAUAGACAGGAACAGUUACUCUUGUCAGUUAUCCCCGCAUAUUUAGCGGAUCAGGUCAGCAAGAGUAUCAUUCAGUCCAGUAGUACAGGAACUGGGAAACCUACUAAUUCUAAGAACCACAAGCUUUUCCAUGAUCUCCAUGUCCAGGUUCAUGAUAACGUUAGCAUUCUGUUUGCUGAUAUUGUGAAUUUCACAGUGUUAGCUGCUCAGCUAACAGCGAGAGAUCUUGUGAGAACACUGAAUGAACUCUACUCCAAGUUCGAUCGAGACGCCCAACGUCUUCAGUGUAUGCGUAUCAAAUUUCUCGGAGACUGCUAUUAUUGUGUGUCAGGAAUGCCUGUUAAUCGACCAAAUCAUGCAGAUAUGUGUGUUGUGAUGGGUCUGGAAAUGAUCAACACUAUCAAACAAGUGCGUAUUGCCACCGGAGUAGAUGUGAAUAUGAGAAUCGGAGUUCACACUGGCUCAGUUCUCUGUGGAAUUAUGGGCCUUCGAAAGUGGCAGUUUGACAUUUGGAGUGACGAUGUCACUCUUGCAAAUCACAUGGAAUCCGCUGGAGUUCCUGGUGCCGUUCACAUCACAAAAUCCACUCAAGAGAGGCUAUUGGGAGAUUACUGUAUUGUAGAGGCAGUUUCUGAUGAUCCACAUGUAGUAUCAUACGGUCAGCCAACAUAUCACAUUCUUCCGGAUAAGACAUCAGCUAUCGAACGAACUGCUUCUAUUUACCGAAACAGUCGAUUAUCAACAAGUCCAGCACUUCAAUCCAGAAUGAGUAUGAAAGCAAAAGUGUCGAAAAUGGUCGAGUUUUGGGGUGCUGAAACUCCUUUCGCUAAUUUUACGAAGAAAAAAUUGUCAACUUCCCACGACCCAGCACUGAUUACGGAUGAAAUUGCUCGCCGACCUACAUAUAUCAACACUAUUCCAUCGAUGACUUUGAUUGAAAACAAUCUAACCAACUUUUCCUUCAAUAAGUUUGUUUCUGUGAGCUUCAAGCCUGAAGAUUCAUUUUCAGUAUCAAUUCCAUCCUCUCCAAAACUUCUUUUUCCAUUCAAGAUUGAUUCAAUUACUUGUAAUUUAUCAGAUUGUGCACUUCUGAUGCUUGUGAGCAUUCCUUCCGCAAUUGCUAAUCUCCUUCUAUGUGCUCUCUACUGCCCAGCCGAUGUUCUCCAACAAAUUUCUCUCCAACAAAGUUUCACUGUUAUCGGGCUGGCAUUGCUGUCAAUUCUCGGCCGAGUUUGUUCAUACGCAGGGCCAUUGAUCACAAUGACCGCCUUCUUAUUGUCAUCUUGUAUUCCAAUCGGACCUCAUAUAAUCAUCAGAAAGUCCAAACUUGAAGGAGUGAUGGCAUUCAACUCAUUGAUCUUUCUUCCCAGUUGUGUCAGCCAUCUCGUCUCAGUUUUCAUUCUUUACCGACUCCCUUAUUCCCAUCGUUGUUUCUUAUUCUUUACGGAUUUUGUCAUAUUCCAAGUUCUACUUUCUCUAUUCCCAGCCUAUGGAGCUGAAGUUUAUAUAUCACUUAUCAGUGGUCUCUAUCAGUUUAUCACUUCUUGUAAUUCUUCUUUUCUUUAUCGACUGGAUUGUAAGUUCAUUCAUAUUCCUCAAUGCCAGAUGUUGGCCUACUUUCAGACAAACUACGAGAGAAAACGGGAAAGUGCAUGUCAUGUGUCAUUUCAAAAUGAAGAACGAGAUGUUGAAACCAUGCAAGAUAUCAAUAAGAUUCUCAUUGAAAAUAUCCUUCCAUCAAGCGUUGCUGCUAAAUUCUUAUCACCCGAUCGAGCGGUCAAUGAGUUAUACGCUCGUCAACAUGACAACGUAUGUGUCAUGUUUGCUUCGAUUCCCAAUUUCAAAGAUUUCUGGAGCGAAUGGGAUACGAAUCGAAAAUUAGAAUGUCUUCGUUUGCUUAAUGAAAUCGUUUGCGAAUUCGAUAAGCUACUGUCAAAACCCAAAUUUUCGAGUGUCGAAAAAAUAAAGACAGUUGGAAGCACAUAUAUGGCAGCUGCUGGAUUGAAUGAAACGGAAACUGAUUACGAUGAUGAUGUAUAUCUGGAGAAACAAAGUCAUGGAAAGUUCAAUAAUAACCUUCGAAUCGGAAACACUGCGUUCCGAAAUGCGAACGUUAUGAUUGAGUUUGCACUAGCGAUGUCACAAAUCCUGGAUGGUCUGAACAGGGAUUCCUUCCAAAACUUCGAACUGAGAAUCGGAAUGAGCGUUGGUCCUCUGGUGGCUGGCGUUAUUGGCGCUCAAAAACCUCAGUAUGAUAUAUGGGGAAACACGGUAAACCUGGCAAGCAGAAUGGAUACUCAUGGAGAACCAAGAAAGAUUCAUGCGACAACGGAUAUGGGGAAUAUUCUUCGAGCGGGUGGCUAUCGAGUUCAGAGUCGCGGAAAGAUUCGAGUCAAAGGAGUCAAGGAGCCCAUGGAAACUUUCUUGAUCGAAGUGGACUCCAAACGGAACUCGUCUGUAUCUGGAGAGCAGACAAACAAUCAUAACAAUAAUAACAACUGUCAUCACAGUACCUUAUAA